This is a messenger RNA of Dovyalis caffra, 4266 nucleotides long. Lineage: Eukaryota; Viridiplantae; Streptophyta; Magnoliopsida; Malpighiales; Salicaceae. The record is from the annotation of a GenBank genome assembly.
AUGGAGAGUUCUGAUAUUUAUAGAGCUAGUAGUAGUUUAAGAGGUAGUUUUGGAGUAGGUUCUUCAGCAUGGAGAAACACUACUGUGGAGGCAUUUUCAAGAUCUUCAAGAGAAGAAGAUGACGAAGAGGCCCUAAAAUGGGCUGCCCUUGAGAAACUGCCCACUUAUGAUCGUUUGAGAAAAGGUAUAUUAACUAGUGCGUCGAAAGGUGUAACUAGUGAAGUAGAUAUUGAAAAUCUUGGAGUCCAAGAGAGGAAACAGUUGCUUGAGAGGUUGGUCAAUGUUGCAGAAGAGGAUAAUGAGAAGUUCUUGUGGAAGCUCAAGAACCGUAUUGAAAGGGUUGGAAUUGAUGUUCCAACAAUUGAAGUUCGGUACGAUCAUCUAAAUAUUGAUGCAGAAGCUUAUGUAGGAAGCAGUGCUUUGCCUUCAUUUACUAAGUUUACUUUUAACAUAUUAGAGGGUUUCUUGAUUGCUCUUCAUAUCCUUCCAAGUAGAAAGAAACCAUUCGCUAUCCUUAAGGAUGUUAGUGGAAUCAUCAAGCCAUCAAGAUUGACUUUGCUUUUGGGUCCUCCAAGUUCUGGGAAGACCACACUGUUGUUAUCAUUGGCUGGAAAACUUGAUCCUAGUCUGAAGAAGCUGAAAAGGCUGAAUUCUCUCGUGCAGUUUUCUGGUCGUGUGACUUACAAUGGUCAUGAGAUGAAUGAGUUUGUACCACAAAGAACUGCAGCCUAUAUCAGUCAACAUGAUCUCCAUAUUGGAGAAAUGACUGUGAGGGAAACUUUGUCGUUCUCUGCCAGAUGCCAAGGGGUUGGAUUCCUACAUGAGAUGUUGGCAGAGUUGUCCAGAAGAGAGAAAGAAGCCAACAUUAAGCCUGAUCCAGAUGUUGAUGUCUUCAUGAAGGCAGUAGCAACACAAGGUGAAGAGGCCACUGUCAUCACAGAUUAUGUCUUAAAGAUAUUAGGAUUGGAAGUCUGCGCAGAAACGAUGGUAGGUGAUGAAAUGAUAAGGGGUAUCUCUGGAGGACAAAGAAAGCGAGUUACAACUGGUGAAAUGCUGGUCGGACCAUCAAGGGCAUUGUUUAUGGAUGAGAUUUCUACUGGUUUGGACAGUUCAACAACGUACCAAAUUGUGAACUCAUUAAAGCAAACCAUUCACAUUCUCAAUUCCACUGCUGUCAUCUCACUUCUCCAGCCAGCACCCGAGACUUAUGACCUCUUUGAUGACAUUAUCCUCCUGUCAGAUGGCCAAAUUGUGUACCAGGGGCCUCGUGAAAAUGUGCUUGGAUUUUUUGAACAUAUGGGCUUCAAGUGCCCUGAAAGAAAAGGCACCGCUGACUUUUUGCAAGAAGUAAGCAUAAAGAAGGCAGUUGUGUUUGGCGCCUUUGUGACAUCAAUUAAAGAUCAAGAGCAGUACUGGGCACGAGUAGAUCAACCUUACAGGUUUGUCACAGUCAACGAAUUUGCUGAGGCAUUUCAAUCAUUUGACGUGGGACGGAGGAUUGCAGAUGAGCUUUCAACACCAUUUGACAAGUCCAAGAACCAUCCAGCUGCUUUGGUAACCAAAACGUAUGGAGCUGGAAAGAUGGAUCUUCUUAAAGCUAACUUCUCUAGAGAAUACUUACUCAUGAAGAGGAACUCAUUUGUCUACAUCUUCAAGAUUUGCCAACUUACAAUAAUGGCCAUCAUUGCAAUGACACUCUUCUUUCGGACCGAGAUGCAUAGAGAUACAGUUACAGAUGGUGGAAUUUAUACUGGUGCUUUGUUUUUUACUGCGAUCAUGAUCAUGUUUAACGGUAUGUCAGAGCUAUCUAUGACCAUUGCCAAGCUUCCUGUGUUUUACAAGCAAAGAGACCUCCGCUUCUUUCCUGCAUGGGCAUAUGCAAUUCCUCCAUGGAUCCUGAAAAUUCCCAUCACAUUUGUUGAAGUUGCUGCAUGGGUGUUCCUAACCUACUAUGUCAUUGGAUUUGAUCCAAAUGUUGGAAGGCUUUUUAAGCAGUACUUUCUGCUUUUGCUAAUUAACCAGAUGGCCUCUGCACUAUUUAGAUUUAUCGCUGCUGCUGGAAGGAACAUGAUUGUUGCUAACACCUUCGGGUCAUUUGCAUUACUUACACUUUUUGCUUUGGGGGGCUUCAUUCUGUCGCGAGAGCAAAUAAAGAAAUGGUGGAUAUGGGGUUACUGGAUUUCACCAUUGAUGUAUGGGCAGACAGCUGUGAUUCCUGAAAACUCCACAGAACCACUAGGAAUCCAAGUUUUGAAGAGCCGAGGGUUCUUUACAGAAGCAUAUUGGUAUUGGAUAGGAGUUGGGGCAACAAUAGGAUUCAUACUAUUAUUCAAUCUUUGCUUCAUUCUGGCCCUCACUUUCCUCAAUUCAUUUGAGAAGCCGCAGGCUUUUAUAUCUGAAGAGCCUGAAAAUGGUGAAUCUGUUCGCAGAACAGGAGGAGCUAUUCAGUUAUCAAAACAUGGAAAUAGCCACAGAACUAACACAGAGGGUGGAGUUGGAAUUAGCAGAAGUGAUUCAGAGGCGAGUGGCGAGGUCCAUAAUAACAGAAAAAAAGGAAUGGUUCUUCCAUUUCAACCACAUUCCAUCACCUUCGAUGAUGUUAUUUACUCUGUUGACAUGCCACAGGAAAUGAAAGUUCAAGGAGUUGUUGAAAAUAGAUUGGUGCUUUUGAAGGGUGUGAGUGGAGCUUUCAGGCCUGGUGUCCUUACAGCUUUGAUGGGUGUUAGUGGUGCUGGAAAAACGACUUUGAUGGAUGUUUUAGCUGGUAGGAAAACUGGUGGAUAUAUUGAGGGAGACAUCAAAAUUUCGGGGUAUCCAAAGAAACAAGAAACUUUUGCUAGAAUUUCAGGAUACUGCGAGCAAAAUGACAUUCACUCUCCACAUGUUACUGUCUAUGAAUCCUUACUCUACUCAGCUUGGCUUCGUCUACACUCUGAAGUCGACUCUGAAACCAGAAAGGUAGGCACUCGUUGCCUUACAUAUGCUUUAGGCAUCUGGGAGUGGGACUCAGUAAUGUUCAUUGAGGAAGUCAUGGAGCUUGUGGAGUUGAAUCCAUUGCGCCAUGCAUUAGUUGGGUUGCCUGGUGUGAAUGGUUUGUCUACUGAGCAGCGCAAGAGGCUAACCAUUGCAGUUGAGCUUGUUGCAAACCCCUCUAUCAUAUUCAUGGAUGAGCCAACUUCAGGGCUAGACGCUAGAGCUGCUGCAAUUGUGAUGAGAACAGUUAGGAACACUGUGGAUACAGGAAGAACAGUUGUAUGCACCAUCCAUCAGCCCAGUAUAGACAUAUUUGAAGCUUUUGAUGAGCUAUUCCUGAUGAAGCGAGGAGGACAAGAGAUAUAUGUGGGGCCUUUGGGUCGCCAUUCUACCCAUCUAAUAAAAUAUUUUGAGGCAAUUGAAGGAGUGAGUAAAAUUAAAGAUGGUUACAAUCCAGCAACUUGGAUGUUGGAAGUUUCUAGUUCAGCACAAGAAAUGGCUUUGGGGGUUGAUUUUGCUAACGUCUACAAGAAUUCAGAUCUGUUCAGGAGAAACAAAGCACUUAUUGCGGAACUAAGCACGCCUGCUCCAGGCUCGAUGGACCUUUAUUUCCCUACGAUGUAUUCAACAUCAUUUUUCACACAAUGUAUGGCUUGCUUAUGGAAGCAACAUUGGUCAUACUGGAGAAAUCCACCAUACACUGCUGUGAGAUUUCUUUUCACGACCUUUAUAGCCUUGAUGUUUGGUACAAUGUUCUGGGACCUUGGCUCCAAAGUGAAUAGUACCCAAGAUCUUUUCAAUGCAAUGGGCUCAAUGUAUGCAGCUGUUCUCUUCCUUGGUGUGCAAAAUUCAUCAUCUGUUCAGCCAGUUGUGGCUGUUGAAAGAACUGUUUUCUACAGGGAAAGAGCUGCCGGAAUGUACUCAGCUUUGCCCUAUGCUGUUGCACAGGUCCUGAUUGAGCUUCCGUAUAUUUUUGUUCAAGCUGCCGUCUAUGGCAUUAUAGUUUAUUCGAUGAUUGGAUUUGAAUGGACCGUCGCUAAGUUCUUUUGGUAUCUAUUCUUUAUGUACUUCACACUAUUAUACUUCACCUUCUACGGAAUGAUGGCUGUCGCAAUGACUCCAAACUACCACAUUGCUGCUAUAGUUUCCUCGGCAUUUUACGGAUUAUGGAACCUCUUCUCAGGGUUUAUAAUUCCCCGACCUUUGAUUGUCCGGAUGACAUUGGGUCACAUUCUUUGCUUGGUUGAUGAUGCACACCGGCUUGCCAAGGAUUUUGAGCUAUGCCUCCCGUAA